CCACAUCCGCCACAGCUAGGGUUCCGUUCUGCAGCCGCGCGAGGACCUGUGCAUGACCAGGCGGGAGGCGAAUCUCACCGACCACCUCCCGAAAUCAGUCCUUUGAUUCCUCCCAAUACGCUCUUCUCGCGAUGGAGCCUUUGAGCGCUGCCGGUCCGACGAGGCAGUCCUUCUCGACUCGGCCUCCUUCUCAGGAUCCACGACCUCUUCCCACGGUGCCUGGCACACAGAGCCAACUACCGAUCCUAGAGUAUCAGGGUUAUCAGGAGCUCCGCACAGACUCGCCGACGCGCAGCCGAGCGAGCCCGAAUGAACCUAUGACGCCGUCGAGGACGCCUUCGCACCCCGAUGUCCCAACAUCAGGCUUGCUCACGCCCGAGCACGCGCAAUAUGCAACGUAUGCGUCCCCUGAAAAACCGGCGCCGUUUGCACAUGAUAGAGAUGCGAACGGGCUACCCUUAUCCAUGCCGGGGUGGACGCCGACGCCACUGCAGACUUGGUUCUGGGUCACGUUUUCAACAUUGCUCGUCGCGAUCGCUAUCGCGCUGGAGGUCGCUCUCGCGCUCACAAACAGGAAUAACGGGUGGUCAACAAGCGGGAAGUGGUCAUCGUCAGAUGGCUUAAUGCACUAUGUAUAUACUCUUCCCCCGGUGUUCGUUGCGAUGAUCCUCGUUGGUCUUUGGGCGUGGACAGAUAUAGAAGUCAAGCGCUUGCAGCCGUAUGUCGACCUUAUCCAUGGUGAUUCCCCGGCGCAACACAGUCUCCUGCUUGACUACACUCGUACACACAACUUCAUUGUGUGGGUGAAGGCGGCAGUCAACAAGCAUUACCUGGUCGCGUUGACAUCGCUCAUGGCGAUCGUGGCUCUGAGCUUCCAGCCUCUGGCGGCUGCGCUGCUCGUACUCCGGGACACGUGGACGACUCACCCCGACAUGCUCGUCAGCAACCUUCAAGAGAUCGGGCUGAACCAGAAUCAGCAAUUUCAGGAUCUCACGACAUUCCUUGGAGCAUCCGGGUUUGCGUCAUCUAAAAUUCUGUAUGGGCUAGGCGACGCUGCUUUCGUGCGAGAUGGGUACACUGUCGGCGAGUUUCAUUUACCCCUGGACAUCGCUACGAACGGAACGGUCUCUGCAAAUACCACAGCCAUUCUCAGUGAUCCUGGAUGCCGCGGACCAGACCAAAGCGUGCAGAUGAGCCAACAUACCGAUGGUACCGGAUGGACCAACAGCGCAACCUUCAGCGGGUGCACGUACUCCUGGACCGUUGACAAGUCUUCGCAGCACUUAUUUGGCGCGCAAGUCAUGACGCCGUGCUCCGCGUUCAACACCACCGUCGAGUUCAUGCCCGUCAUCUUCUGGUUCUUCACGUACGAACCCACCGCGAUGGCGUCCGUCACCAUGUGUGCACCGUCGAUCGCGCUGCAUAAUGUCGCGGUCACGGUGGACCUGAGCACGUCGAACCUGACGAGCGUGCAGACGCUGGGCAAUGUCGUCCCCGGGCAAGGCAACUUCACGCAGCAUGCAAGCAACUUGACGGGCGCGCCACUCAACGGGCAAGCGUACAACGGCCUGAACUGGACGCAGAGCCAGCUCGUGGCAGAUCCGUUUGUGAACAUGCGCGCACAGGCCAUUCAGCUGCAGCUGCCCGCUGCUGUAUUCCAGAAUGCAGUGCAGAGCCAGGAGGGACUCGCGGCCGCGUUUGUGAAUAACGCAUUUGCGGAUUUGUCGGCAACUGUCUAUGUAAGUGUCUUCCGUAAUUUCUCCGGCGGCCUGUUUAAAGCGAGUGCAAGUUUGUUGAUUGUCUUUUUUGCGGGUGGGGGACAGCGCUCGUAUCUCGUGAUGCUUGCCAAACUCGUCUAUCUCGUGGACACGAGCGAUGCUAUUAACGUACGCGUUCAGUCUAUCGAAAAACGGCUGUGGAUGAGCGAAACCGCCGUGCAUCUCCUCGCCGCCGCGAUGCUCGUGAUCGCCUUCUUCGGCGUGAUCAUUCAAAUCCUCCACCGAUACGACCGCCGCGACCUCCGCCUCCUCCACCGUCCCGGCACCCUCGCGUCCGCGGCGGCCAUCACCGCCUCCACGCCUAUGGCCCAGCUGCUCGAUGGGCGACAGUACGGUGCGGACAUGAACGCCGCCUUGCAAGGGAAGAAGUUCAGGAUCAACACGUCGACAAUGAAGGUCGUCAUGGAGGGCGAGCCUGAGUAUUACUCGGAGACCGCGCGGAGUCCUGGGUGGCGGCGGAGCGCGUUCGUGACGGGGUGGAAUAAUCGAUUUGGGGCGGGCGGCGAGGAGGCUGUUUUGGCUGUGGCAGACGAUGGUGGUACCGGCGCGCGGAGGGGAAAGAGCGUAUUGGGGCGGUUCAAGAGGGGACAGAACCAUGAUGAAUCCGUAUCGUGA
Heterobasidion irregulare TC 32-1 is the source of this 2393-nucleotide messenger RNA. RefSeq lists its product as uncharacterized. The transcript has 13 exons. NCBI's taxonomy places the organism in Eukaryota, Fungi, Basidiomycota, Agaricomycetes, Russulales, Bondarzewiaceae. Bases 132 to 2393 code for a protein of 753 amino acids. The record is from RefSeq and is a predicted model, not a curated record.